Clunio marinus is the source of this 225-nucleotide messenger RNA. Lineage: Eukaryota; Metazoa; Arthropoda; Insecta; Diptera; Chironomidae. The record is from the annotation of a GenBank genome assembly.
AUGGAAAAAAUGACCCUUCAUCUAAAACGGAAGACUUUCUCACAACUAAAAGGAUUUUCGUCGGCAUUAAGAUGUGCUUUGGAAAAUGUUUUCUUUCUUAUUCCAACAUUUAUUUAUGCUUUUUGCAGCUACAUAAAAAUUUUACGUAGGUUAUUUUCAUAUGACGAUGUCAUAUUCCAUUUUGAUUUCAGAGAUAUUUUUAUUCCAAAACCUACAUUAUUAUAA